Toxorhynchites rutilus septentrionalis is the source of this 3244-nucleotide messenger RNA. Its product is annotated as ankyrin repeat domain-containing protein 27-like. The record is from RefSeq and is a predicted model, not a curated record. Lineage: Eukaryota; Metazoa; Arthropoda; Insecta; Diptera; Culicidae. Gene Ontology annotation, biological process: neuron projection morphogenesis; early endosome to late endosome transport. Gene Ontology annotation, molecular function: guanyl-nucleotide exchange factor activity; SNARE binding. The transcript is spliced from 4 exons. Bases 412 to 3111 code for a protein of 899 amino acids. Gene Ontology annotation, cellular component: early endosome; plasma membrane; tubular endosome.
ACCAUCAGACAUGUCGCGAACCUACAGCUGAUCAGUUUCGUUUGUUUUCACGUAACAGAACAAAGCCAGCCUUUAUGUUAUUGUUUGCAUUCUUGGAUAAAUCUCAGUGUAUUUUAGUGCAGACGAAUAAUCUUACAGCCCCAGUACCCAAUAAAAUUAAAUAGUGAUAGUGUAGAACAAGGUAGAAGGAGGUAAUUUGUUAAAACUAUAGAAAUUUCGAUACGUGCAUUUCCUAAUGCAUGAUGCAAAAUAAGUGAAUGUAUUUGUACAACCAGUGCCCCCUACUCGAGUGAGAGUAUAUCAAUUACAGGUCAUUUUGUGAAAUUAUCUUGUGGUUUCUUGGCUCGAGUGAUAAUUUUUUCAUUAUUACAAUGUGGAUAUCGUAGUUGAACGGAAAAUUCUAUCAAGACAAUGGACGUGCAAUAUGACGAAGAUAUUUCGAGGAAUCGUUUCUACCGGAAGCUUCAAGCGGAUCACCAGAUUUUCCUUGAUACGGCGCUAAUUGAAGGGUGGAUUAUUUGUGUACCAAGAAACGGGUCAAUAAACGAAAAGUGUUUGGCGGACCAGGAGUUUUUGCUUGCACAAAUUUUAGUUCCCAACGAUGAACUGUCCGAGACGCAUUUCACCAAUCUCAACUGUGCUGACAUUCGCCUCAAUGAGGGGCGGCUAAUCACUGGUGGGAUUACUGCUCGUAUUCUAUUCGAAGAACUAUUCUACUCUAAAGAUGGAUUGAAAUACAAGAUUUGGUGCCUCGAAAGACCGCUCUGCGACACAGUUCCUUACGGUAUUGUGUUGGAUGAUGAAUUCAGCAGGUUUAUUGCAAUAAAUAAGUUACAAGAUGCUGUGGAUUUCAUAAGAAUAGCAGUGAAGCCACGAUAUGUGUUUUCGAAGAUCGAUGCUGCAGUUCAAAAUUUUAUCAAAACUCACCAGGUUCUCACCAAUUGGAAUUUGAAACAAUAUAAGGGAGACGUGCGAAAACUGCACACGCAAUGUUUGGAAAUAUUGUUGCUGAAUCGAAAGUUUAAGGAAAAAUGCAGGAACGAUGCUCAUCUCAAACAAAACGUAGAGAUAGCUGUGGAAACCUACAUGAUGGAUAAACUAUAUGAUCAUACAAAAGAUGUUAUCAACAUCUGUCAAUUGGAGCAGGUGGAAAGUUUUAAUAAAACUCUCAGAAAUCUAUCGGACAUUCACAUAUCGGAGCUCAGCAUGAAGCGCACCUAUGCUGAUGUAAUUCCCACCGUUAAAAAAGAACUUCUCAGGAUCGACGAUUUUCGGACACCCAUAGAGAAAAUGAACUGUUUGAAGAGGGCUUUUGAGAUAAUAGCGAAGGAACAAACUGACGUCCGAGGAAGAAAUGCAAAUGAGCAGAAAGUAGCAACAACUGACGACGUUAUUCCACUGUUGAUAUUUGUUAUCAUCAAAACCGGUUUAACAAACUGGAUCAUGAAUCUUAUAUUUCUUAAGGAAUUCCAAAUGAACAACACCAAUACCACCACACCGAAAGAAAAAUUUGGGCAGAACACUUACUUAAUAACCACAUUGGAAGCCGUUAUAGUCUACAUCAGCUGCUGUAGCAUCGAGCGAUCGCAACGCCUGGGUAUAGAUAUCGUGCCGAGUGAAGAUACACAGAUACAGAGCUGUCCCGAAAUGAAAUUUCGAAACGCAGAUCAGUUCUUGAACUAUCUCUUCACACUGAUGAAGAAUCACGAAGAAGAGAGAAUCUUCAACAUUUUCCAGGAUUUCAACAACAAAAACGAACCGCAGGGUGGUUCAAAAUAUAAAAAAUGUCAUCCACUUUGCAGCUGUAACAAGUGCGACAUGUUGCCCUAUCAACCGCAUAUUGACGACCGAAAUCAGAACGGUCUGGCGGCGAUUCAUCUCGCCGCUACGCUUGGUAGUCCAAAAUUGCUCACACUCAUUCUGAAUCUGAAACCGAAUGUUGAUGCGGUUGAUGCUAAAAACUGGACUGCCUUACACUAUGCCGCAGCGAACGGACACCAAAAUUUGCUGUUGCUUCUUUUACACGCCGGUAUCAAUAUCAACAGUACGAGCAACGAUCAGCAUACAUCCCUCCAUCUAGCGUGUCUAAAUGGUCACAGUGGAUGUGUCAAGGCACUGUUAUACUUUUCGGAACACAUGAAAAUACAUAUCGAUGUCGAUGCCCAGACGCAAAUGGGCCAAACGUCGCUACACUACGCUUCGAAAUGGGGAUUUUCCGAUAUCGUGGAAACCUUGCUAGAGUAUUCAGCAACAGUGAAAAUUGUGAACCGAGCCGGAGCGACUCCAUUAAAAUAUGCACACAAUUUGAAAAUUGCAAAGUUGCUUCAAGAUGCUUACCAAGCUCAACUGAAACGCCGUAAGACAUCGAAUCCAUAUCCAGUGAUGAGUGAGGAAUUCGUAGUCAUUACGAACGAAGACCUGCAUAGCGAUGAAACAUUUUUGGAAUACCGCAAUAUCGAAGAAAUGAAACGUCUCGAAAAAGCAGUCCUAGCGAUUGCUGCCCACGAUACCAAACUAGCUUGCUUCUAUCUCGGCUUGGACAUUUUCCCACCCACUCCACUUAUUAACACGUUUCCCAACGAUUCCCUAUCGGAGAAAGAUUGUCAUCCGUUAUGUACCUGUCCACGAUGCCUUAAUGAUUCGGCCGAUUUCUACACACUGCUGAGAAAACCUUACGCUUCCAAAACGAACGCAUUAACGAAAGUCAAUCUCAAUGCAACCAAUGGAGAAGGUUACACUGCACUGCAUGUGGCUGCAAUGUGUGGAAAUAUAGAUAUGAUAAACAUUUUACUGGAUCAUCACGUUAACAUAUUGGCGCGUACAAAAUCCGGAGCCACCGCCCUACACCUUGCCUGCCGCGAACGGCGGCUGAACGUCAUUAAGCUUCUGCUGAAUCUGUGCCCUAGCGAGAAGAUAAUCGAUCUGAAGGAUUGCCGCGGUGACACUCCACUGCACUAUGCCGUAGAGCAGAAUCAACUGCGCAUCGUGGAGAUUCUGCUGUGUGCCAAAGCUGAUCGCAGCCUGCGUAAUCUGAGCGGUCAUCGACCGAUUGACAUCGCCCGUACCCGAUUGUUUUUCAACGUUAUGAAUAUUCUGGAGAGAAAACAUUGAUUGUUUUUUUUAAAUGGUAUCAAAGACAUAUCCUAAACACACACAUUUCCGCUGAAAUCGUUUCCGUUUCCGUUACUAUGUAGAUUGUUUCGAUAAUUGUUUUUCAAUAAAAAGUUUAUACUAUUUUACUAUA